Molecule: messenger RNA, 190 nt
Organism: Racocetra fulgida
Lineage: Eukaryota; Fungi; Glomeromycota; Glomeromycetes; Diversisporales; Gigasporaceae
Source: the annotation of a GenBank genome assembly
AAAUAUGGACGAAAUGCCAAUUUUUUUGAUAUGGUUGGUCAACUUACUGUUGAUUAUCGAUGUGCUAAAACUGUGCAAAUAAAAACUACAGGAAAUGAUAAGAAUCAGUUUACUUGUGUACUUGCAGUACUAGCUAACAGUAUUAAACUUUUGUCAAUGGUCAUUUUUAAAGAAAAAAGACUACCUAAAG